Messenger RNA from Pseudophryne corroboree (corroboree frog), 16566 nucleotides. RefSeq lists its product as uncharacterized. NCBI's taxonomy places the organism in Eukaryota, Metazoa, Chordata, Amphibia, Anura, Myobatrachidae. Gene Ontology annotation, biological process: microtubule-based movement. Gene Ontology annotation, molecular function: dynein intermediate chain binding; minus-end-directed microtubule motor activity; ATP binding. Bases 230 to 16270 code for a protein of 5346 amino acids. The transcript is spliced from 100 exons. The record is from RefSeq and is a predicted model, not a curated record. Gene Ontology annotation, cellular component: dynein complex.
AGCAUAUAGAUGAAUUAGAUGAAUGUGGGCUGCUGGAGUGUCCUCCUAUUGCACCUCAACUCAACUGCCGCCCACCUCCGGCACUGCCGGGACUUGGGAGUGACCCUACUGCUGUUGCCAGGCAACCAGUAGCCACAACACGCCGGGUACACGCUGUACCUGCACUGAGCCGGGAAGCUGCAGAGCCGCAGUGUGUUGCUCGGGAUAUACUAGGACUGCUAUUGUAAGGAUGGAUGAAUUACUGCACUGGCUGGAAAUCAGGAUCACAUCGUCUCUGAAACCAAGAGCAGAUGACAUGAGAAAUCUGUUUCUGGAUCACACCUACAGGUCCUACUUCUGUGAAUUUCUAAAGAAUGAAGACAUCCACACAUUAUAUAUUUAUUUCAAGCUUGACAAGGCAUCCCUUGCAGCUACUCUUACACCGCCUCCUGCCUUACAGAACAAGUGCAUAUGCUUUGUAAAGCUGGGAACUGCAAUUAAGCUUACCCUGGAAAAUAUAGCGAAUCAUGUGAUAUCUGUGGACUGUGCCAAAUUCCCAUUGAAGUACUUUGAUACAGUUCUUCACCAAGUCUACCUGCCUCUCCUGCUGUGCACUGAUAAUACAGCAAGCGGAACUUACACCACUGAUAAGAUUAUUGACAUUUUGCACAGGUUCACGGGGAGCCUGGAAGUUAUAGCAGGUCAUGUGGAGGGCUCCAUUGUGCUUCCCAUUCCUUCUCUGGAAUUACUGAAAGACACAUCAUUAUCCAACAUAUCUGGAUCUGCAAUCCAUAUUAUGGAAACAACGGUUAUUGGCUGGAUAAGGCAAAUCAAGGUUGUACUUAAGCAUGAUGCUCUUCCUGAGAUCAAGGCAAUGGGAGUAACGGCAGGGAUUUACCAUGAAAAGGAGAUGUGGGAAACACAUAUUGACAACCUAGAAUCUAUUGACAUGCAGUUACAUUCUGCCGAAGCCAGAGAAAUCGUCUACCUUCUGCAGCAGGCAAAAAGCAUGUAUGGAAAUUCUAUUGCAGAUGUGACCCAGGAAGUGCAGAAGGCGUAUCAUCAGGCGAAAGAAAACCUGACAUUUUUACAGACGUUGUGCCAAUGUUACGAUCAGCUAAAAUCUUCCAAAACCACCACAGAGAAGCAGAAAUCCUUCUUUCUAAUGUUACAUCGUUUAUUUUUGGUUUGGACACAUUCAAGAUAUUAUCAUCAAUCCAAAGUAUUUAUAAAUCUUCUCAGGCUAAUGUCCAAGGAAGUGGUUGAGAUAGCAGCUGGUCAUCUAGGAGGAAAUAUAUUAGCCAGUCCUCAGGCAUACAUUUUGCUUAAAGAAGCUUUAAAGAUUUGUGCAACUUUCCGUGGAAAUUAUCUGGAUGUCAAAAUCAAGGCUGAUGAAGUGAAUACAAAGAAGAUGGAAGAAAAUGCCAGUCUAAACAAAUCCAAUAAAUCAAGUGAUACGGUUUGUAACAUUACCAUGUAUGAAGUGCCAGCUCCAUGGGUUUAUGGAAGAAACCAAUCCAGUCAUAAAGAAAAGGAGGAUAAGAAAGAGACCAUGUGGAUAAAUUCUCCAUGGCCUCUGUACAAUGCUCCAUGUUUUCAGAAUAUCAACAUGUUUAUGGAAAGAUGCAAUGAUGUCCUGGACUUAGUGGAGACAAUGAAGCAUUUUGAGGUUCUAAAGGCUGUGGCUGCAAUAGGGGGUGCAGGAACCUCAGGUUUGGAUACUAUGGUUCAAGAAAUCUGGAGCUCAUAUUGUCUGGCUAAAGAUUCCUUUACAAGCCAAAUUACAGAUGUGUUUAUUGUAGAAAAAAACAGCCCCUUCCAGAAAGCAUUUUUUGAAUUAAGAACUACAAUUAAGAACCUGGAACAUCAACUUGGAAAUAUUCUUAGAAGCAGUUUUGACCAAUGUCCUACUAUUGCUGCUCAGCUCAGGCUACUGGAGUUGUUUGAAGGAGUCAGCAGAAGAGAUAUUGUUAAGGAUCAUUUGAAGGAAAAAGACCUUUACUUGCUUAAUAUGUUUAUAGAAGAAAUUAAUCAGGUGAAGGACAUUUACCAGGAGAUGGCAGACAAUCCCCCUUUGCAUGUGAACAUGACUCCUACAAUCAGCAAACUCUUAUGGAUAAAAGGACUUCGUGCAAGAAUCUCUGAUCCUAUGGUAAAGUUGAGAACUAUGUCCCCUCUCACUCUUGAAGGAGACAUGGGCUGGGAGUUGAGACAUCUCUAUACAGAUCUAUCAGAAGAAUUGGAAAGGUUUGAGAACAGCCUGAUGACAUCUUGGUUUUCUGCUGUGAACAGAGAACUCAGUGACUCAUUAAAACUUCCAUUGCUUAAAUCCUCUGAUUCAGAACUUGGUCCUGGGGAAUAUCUCCACACAAUAGCGAUUAAUCUUCACCCAGACCUGCUGGUGUAUCUGCGGGAUGCAGACUACUUGUUGAAGCCUCCAUACACAAUGAAGCUGCCUGAAUCAAUUGAAUCUCUUCUAUGCAAAAUGGAUAUUAUCAAGUUUAAAAUGCUAUCUACUCAUCUGGAAACAGUUGUGUCCAAGUACAAUGAAGUAAUAAAAACAAUAUCUUACCACCAGAAGGCGCUGUUUGAGAAGAAAUUGCUAAAAAUCUUUGAGAUCCUGAGAGACGGAAUGAGCGUGUUCACUUGGAGCAUGGAUGAGAGUGCAGAUUAUACUGAACUUGCAACUUCCUACAUCUGCACCGACCUCUAUAACAACUUCAGCAUUGUUACGAAUAAUUACAGGCUAAUUAGCGAGCUGACUGCAGCAUGGUGCAUGGCAACCCUUGACAUUUUCACCUGUCGAGAAUUUAGCAGGAGCUAUUCCAUUACUGAAUUAGUGAUAAACCAGAAAAAUAUCGAACAUGAGCUGGAGAGCCUACUUAUUCCUGACGGGCAGAGGAUUCACUCCCUAGUUGAACAGUCCUUUGUUGCCUGUGGCAUCAGUGAGGCAUCACCUGCAUGGCAGGAAUUCAUAAUGCACAUUGAUGCUGUAGUUCUGCAAGGUCUGAAGAAAGUGACUAUAUCCAGCUUGGCUGCACUACUAAACACACUGCUGGACUGCGAUCAUGUUGCCAUCCUUAGCAUUGAAGUUGAACUGAUUAAUGAUGAAGUUGCCUUUAAUCCUCCUCUUGACCAAAGCACUUCUGAUACAAGUGUUAAGGAAAAUAUAGAGGAAUGGCUGAAAAUGUUUCUUCUCCGAGGAUCACUUCUAAAAGGACUUUCUGCAAUGGCAAAGGUGGGCUAUCAAGAUUAUGUGUCCGAAGAUGAAGAUACAUUGCAGCUGAUUGGUCACAUUCUACAGCAGGUGGAGAAUGGUGUUCUUGAGUGUCAGGCACUCCUAGAUGUUUUUGCCAAUUAUUCCUAUUUAUGGAAGAAGGAUGUUAAUGAAGAAUUCCAACUUUUUAUUCAUGGAAAGCAGAGGCUGACAAUUUCCCAAGGAAAAGAAGUUGCAAGGGACGGGUUGUCGCCAAUAAUCAAGACUGAAUACAGUAAUAAUAUCAAUAUGAAAUCACAUAACGAUCCAUUGAUUGUAGCAGAAAGAGCGUUUAUUUUGCCUAAAGACACAGCGGCACAAGUCACCCAUGGACCACUGUUAGAGGACUUUGAUAAUGAAAUCUCUAUAUACAAGGCUGCCCGAAACAGCAUUCAGAGACUCCCAGAUCAUCAGCAAUGUAGAUGGAUUCAGGUGGAUUUCCAGCCUGUCAAACAGGUUCUCAGUGCUUAUGCCCUCAAAUGGAUGUGGAUCUUUACAAAAUACCUCAUAGACCAGACUACUGGUACAUUAAAAAGUUUAGAUUCCUUUUUGAGAAGGACUGAACCCCAAAUAGAAAGUAUAACAGGAGAAGAGAGGGACACAGGAUCUUUCAUGAAGAUGAUGCACCUUUUUAAUGAGGUUUCCUCAAAGCAAGCGGAAAUGGAAGUGCAGUUCACAGUGUUACAGAAGACAGUGACUCUUUUAGGAAAGCAUGAGAUGGCUCUUCCCACAGACAGUGAGUUCCUCUAUAAGACAAUGCCUGCACGCUGGAACAGUAUGAAGACCAAAGUAUCACUUGCCAAGCAACGCCUGGGACCCAGGAUACAACAGGAAGCUGACCUAGUGACCAGGGAUUUAGAACGCUUUCAACAUAAACUUGAUAUUCUUGGCCCUGACAUUGAGACUUCUGAUGUCUACAAGUAUGAAUGCACAUCUCAGGAGGCCUUUAGAAUCAUACAGAAUUUCAGCUCACAGGUCCAAGUCUUGCAAAGUGAAGCAAAGGACCUGAAGGAACUGCAAGAGCUUCUGGAAGCAACAGUUGUCGACUUCUCCAUUUUAAACAACUGUGAGGACCUACUGCAGAAUCUGAGCCUUGUGUGGCAGCAAGUAGAUUCAAUCCUGAAAGAGCAGGACAUCUGGAAGAAAGAACUGUGGCAGGACAUGGACACAGAAGAACUGUACAAUAGAACCAGGCAGCACCUGCUUCUUCUGCAGUCUCUCCCAAGAGAGGUCCAAGAAUGGGAUGUUUACAUGCAAGCACUGGAAGCUGUCAAUAUCAUGCAUUUGACCUUGCCAUUAAUAGACGACCUAAGUAACCCUGCAAUGAGGACAAGACACUGGAAACAACUUGUCCGUCAGACAGGGGGAAUGCUUCGCGUUACUGCAGAAAGCUUGAAAGCAAUGACCCUGGGUGAUUUGCUUGCGAUGGACUUACAAAAACACACAGAUGAUGUAAGGACAACAGUGCAACGAGCAAUGCGUGAUGCCAACACUGAAAACUCCCUGAAGAACUGUGAAGAAGUCUGGCUGAGCAGAAUAUUUGACCUUGGUCCUCAUAGAAGAAUCAUAUCGGCCAGAGCUGAAAAUGAGGAACUUGCCAGUUCAGUGUCUGGUAGUCAUUACACAAAAGGAGACAUUAGCAGGAAUUUAACAACCGGAAAAGGAAGCAGAAGGCUUAGCAAGCAGUCUGACCGUGGCCUUCCAUUGUCCAAAAAGGCAGGCAGGGGAAGCACAGUGUCCUUGUAUGAGUCUCUGAAGCAUAUAGAGGAGUUUGGCAAAGUUCUACUACUGAGAAACACUGACUCUGUGUUUGAGGAGCUGGAACAUCACCAGAUGUUGUUGACUAGUAUACAACCCUAUGCAGAGGCUGGAUCCUUCCUUGAUGAAGUGACAAAGUGGCAGAAGAAGUUGCAAGUUAUUGAGACAACUGUGCAGCUGUGGCUGUCUGUGCAAAACAAGUGGACUCGGCUGGAAGAGGUUUUUUCAACAUUGGCAUUUCGUGUAGCAAUGCCUAGAGAAGCCAUUUUGUUUGCUGAUGUGCAUCAUAAUUUUUGCCGGCUCAUGAAAUCGGUGGAAGAGAAUCCAAACAUCUUGCAGAACUGCAUGCGAAGAGGACUGCAGUCUCUGCUAGACAUGAUGAACUACAAACUUGAGCGCUGCCAACGUGCCAUCCUACUUCACUUGGAGCGGAAGAGACAAGUCUUUCCAAGACUGUUCUUUUUGUCCUCUGACGAUACUCUCAAUGUUGUGUGCUAUGGUUAUGAUCUGGAUGUUUUGAGUGGAUACAUAAUGAAGAUAUUUCAACAUGUGCACAGUCUUAUUUAUCAAACCAGUUCUGAGCAAGGCUGCCAACAAAUUUUGGGAGUGAGAAGCUUUCUAGGUGAGGAGCUGCAUCUUACCAAGCCUCUUGAAUGUAGCGGCCCUGUAGAGAUAUGGCUGCCACAGCUUGUAAGCAGCAUAAACACAUCUCUUCAAAAUCAAGUGUCAGCAGCAGUGGAGCAUACCAAUAGGAGGAGAGUGAUACACAGUGCCGGGGCACGGCGAGUGGUGAUAGACACACCUGGAACUAAAGAGGACACUGCAGCAAACAACCAAAAUAUGAGCGCAACCUCGGUUGAAGAAAGUUCAUCCAUAGCUUCUGGACAUGGUGAGAGACAAGAGUCCAAUCACUGGGUCCUCCGUACACUGAGUGACGUGGCUUACCUGUCCACUCAGAUUAAUUUCUGCCGAGAAUGUAGAGGAAAUGGGGAAAAGAGCAAUAAAACUAUACAGGGCUGCCUUAAGGAUCUGACAGAAGGAAUUGAGUAUGCUGCCAAGAUAUUAAAUGAAAUUCCCCAGAAAGACAUUCAGCUGCAUUUUGAAAGAACCUCAAAGGCAGAGAGGAAAGGAAAUGGGCAAGAUGAAAGUGAGCGCUUGGGAAAAGGAGAAGAAACCACCCUGUCAGCUAUGAAACUCACAUUGUCUGCAGGGGAUGCAGUGAAACUCACCAAUCACAUCCUUCUACUUUUAUAUCAGCGCGAUAUUGCAAGUCAAAUCCUGUCAGAAACAGCACCUAUAUGGAAACAGAAGCAGCCGUUAUGCUAUGAAUAUGAUGACAAGACUAAGGAUACUGUUGUGAAGAUUGGUGAUUCUACAAUCCACUAUGGCUAUGAGUACCAAGGGUCAGCUGAGCAUAUUCUCAUCACACCACUAACUGAACGGAUGUUUCUAAGUGUUAUGGAUGCAGUUGCUUCUGGAAUUGAUGCUUUGUGUAUUGGACCACAGGCCUCUGGAAAAAAGUCUACCAUCCGAGAAUUAGCACUUGCUCUUGGAAAACCACUUUUCUGUUUUAACUGCACAAAGACUUUUGAUCACAACAUUCUGCAAGACAUUUGCAAAGGACUUGCUGCCGCAGGUGCCUGGGUGUGCAUAAAUGGACUUGAACAGUUACCCCAGCACAGCCUUUGGUUGUUAGCGCAGCUACUUACACAGAUUCAGUCAGCUAAGCAUGGUGGUAGAGAAACCGUCACUAUGCAGUUGGAAGAGGUACCUUUAAACACAGCAGGUGCAUGCAUAGCCAUCAUUAAAAGAUCACCUACUGACACUGUACAUGAGAAUAACUACUCCCACAAGUCUAAGCUUCCCGACAGCCUCCUGAACUGCUUCCGGAUAGUUGGUGUUAGUGAAUUGCCUCUCAACUUCAUCAUUGAAGCCCAGCUCCUUCUGAAAGGUUUUUCACAUGUAGCUUACCUGGCUCAAAAGCUGUCUACCAUUCUGCAUUCAUUUGGAAAGUUAUGUAGAGAAGAACUUACAGGAUCUGGGUCAUCUGAAAAUGGGACAUGUCGGGGUUUAUCAAUUCCAGAGCUCAGCAAUCUCCUUGAAGAAGCAGGCAGUAUUCUAAAAUCUCUGCAUAAAUACCAUAGUGGUACCCAAGAGCAAGAACUGGCAAGCACGGAUGAAGAUUGGCAGCGUAGCCUAGAGGACAGAGCAGUGAUUACUGCGAUACAGAAUUGCUGGCUAACACAAUUGGCAGAAGAUAGUGCAUGUCUUUUAAGGUCUUUUGUGGCUGCUGAAUGGCCAAAUGCAGUAAAUUCCCUAAAGACAUCACAUGACAAUAACAUAGUUGUCAAUAAUUUGUAUGGUCUGAUCCCUGCAGUCAUUGUUGCAAAAUAUGGUCCUGGACAGCAGGUUCCCUCAUCUGAAUGUACAGAAGAAGGCAAUGUCCCGAGUGCCAUAAUAAAAGCUGCACAAAAAUGUCAUAUUUUUCCAAGUAACACAUUUGUAUUCAAAGUUUCCCAUCUGGUUCAGCUGGCACCAAAGUACCAAACAGUGGUGGUAACAGGCCCUGCAGGAUGCGGCAAGACUACAUGUAUCCAAACCUUCCUGGAAACACUCAGAGAAGAAGGGAAAAAAGUCAAGACAGACACCAUAUACACCAAAGCCCUCCAGCCUGGGCACUUAUUGGGGUUAAUGGGUAAAAGCGCUGGAUGGAUCGAUGGACUGUUGCCACAAUUGCUAAGAACAUACUGUCAGCCACGUACAAUAGUUGAUAACAAUCAAGUGAACAUUCUGCACUUGGAUGGAGAGGUGAAUGAUAAUGAAAUGGAGCUUAUGCAGAACCUGUUCUGUGGUGCAGAUUUUUUUACCUGUGAAAAUAAUGAGCGUAUAUGGCUCUCAGACUCACUUCUUCUUUUUUGGGAGCUUGAAACAUUAGCUAAUGUCAGUCCUUCAGUUCUGUGUUGUGUGGGUAUCCUGGCUAUGACAAGUGAUGACAUGGAUUGGAAAUUGCCUCUCAAAACAUGGAUGAGUUCCCAUGCAGAACAUCAGCCUCUGCUACACCAACUCACAGAGACAUUCCUAGAGCCUAGCUUGCAGUUUCUCAGAGAUCAACAAAUACUUCCCCAAACGGGAGAUGAAAGACAGAGGACACAAAGAGAUCCCUUCCUGUGUGAAGCAAGCAUGGUGCAGACAUUCUGUAGGAUCUCUGAGGCUUUGACACAGCAUGUCCCAGAGAUGUUGUCUGAGGAUAUAAAGAAGUAUUUCAUAUUUUCCUGCAUAUGGUCUUGCGGAAGUUGGUUGGACGCUCAUGAAAGAACUGUGUUCAGCAACUGGUGGAGGCAGACCUUCAGAAGUCAUACCACCUUUCCAGCAGAAGGAGAAGUCUGGGACUAUCACAUUGACACUGAUACGCAACACUUUGUCAGAUGGCAUGACACGUUUUCCUCCCACUCUGGUAGUCACGGGCAAAGUAGGACCUCUGAGGCGUUUGUUCCCACGGUACACUGUGAGAAAUUAUUGUACCUUUCCAGCCUAUUGAUAACAUCGGGUUACCCUGUUCUACUGGCUGGAGAGGCUGGAUGUGGUAAAUCAGUUCUCAGCCAGGAGCUACUUGAUGGUCUGUGUUUGGGAGAUGUUUCAGAGAUGUCUGAGCUGCGUAUUCCUAUCAACAGUUCUACGGAUCCUCGGAGACUGUGGGGGUGCUUAAAAGACCGUUUGGAAUGGCGACAUGGCACAUUUCAUACACCAGCUGGAAACAAGAAAUUGUUGUGUUUACUCGAUGACCUCAACCUUGCUAAGGUGAAUGAGCAUGGCAGUCAGCCAGCCUGUGAGUUUGUUCGCCAGCUUCUUGACCAAGAAAGAAUAUUUGAUCCCAUCUCUCUGAAUUGGAAAAUUAUCAAGGGGAUCAUAUAUCUGGCAACAUGGAGUACGACAGCUGAGAGCUCUGCAGCACAAAGCCAACGGCUCCUAAGACAUUUCUGCACAUUUCACUGCAAGUACCCAAGUCAAAGCGAACAGCUUGGAAUAUUCCGCAGCAUACUGAAUGGUCACUUUGUGCCAGGAGUGACAGAACACAAGGCUGGCAGUAAUGGUGCUGUGUCUGCUGAACACCUGGAGGAAUUAAUCACAGCUAUCACUAAAGUUUCAGUAGAACUCCAAGAGAGACUGAGGACGGUGUUCCUGGGAACGUCUCAGCGCUGUCACUACAUAUUUACACUUCGAGAUCUUGCUAAAAUAUUCAGGAAUAUCUGCCUUUCUCUGGAUGGAGGGACUACUAGUGACAAUCUCAUGUUGCUUUGGAGACAUGAAUGCGAGUGGGUGUAUGGGCACAGAAUGUCCAGUUCUGUGGACUAUAGCAGAUUUGUGCAGGAGCUGACCGCAGCAGUGAAGAAAGUGUUUAUAAAUGAAGAACAGGUAGAGCUCAUCCUGCGGCCUCAGCAGCCCUUCUUUAGUAAUAUUGUAGAGGAUGAUGGUGGGUUAAUCACUACUGUAGCCAGGCAGCAAGACAUGAAUUUGUUCAGGAGAAAUGAGAAGACCAGCAGCGCCAGUCACAUCCUAGAUGGGUACCAGCAAACGUUUGAUUUAGUCCAUGUGAAGCAGUUGCUAACAGAAGCGCUGAGAGAAUACAACAAAGUGAAUCCCAGAAUGAGCAUCACAUUUUAUCAGUGUGCAAUGAAGCUGCUAUGCCGCUUGGCCCGUAAUCUCUGGAGUGCUCAGGGAAGUGCGCAUACCCUACUGUGUGGAGAGGGCUGUCCCCGAUAUAGCACUGCAUUAGCUCAGCUGGCAGCACACCUUGCCGGAUUUAGUGUGGUCCAGCUUGGUUCACAUACUAAAAUAGAGGAUGUGGAGCAGCGAAACAAAAACCUCAAAUCCCAGCUUGUAGAUUGGUAUGUGAAAGCCGGUUUGAAGGGCCAGAAAUCUCUGCUCCUGCUUACAGAAGAGGAUAUUGACCCUGCGGCACUGGUAUACAUCACAGAAUUUGUCGUUUUUGGGUCAGUGUCACAUAUGUUUACAUUGGAACAACAGGCAACUAUAGCCAAUGCCAUGAGAAAUGAGGUCACUAAUUCUGGGCUGACAUAUUCUAAAGAGAGUGCAUGGAAUUUAUUCUUGCAGACUGUGCAACAAAACAUUCGCUGGUUUCUCAUUCGUAGCAACAUAGGUUCCCAAUUUUACAAAUGGUGUCUUCAAUACUCAUCACUUUUUAAUGCACUGAAUGUAUAUUACAUCCCCCAAUGGUCACAAGAAAACCUAAUAGAACAUGCAAACUAUCAUUUUCAAGAUUUAGAUAUGUUGACCAAGCAGGAGAUUGAAAAUGUGUGCCAUCUACUAUCAUCCAUGCACCUUUCUAUCAUCAAGCAUGUCAAGUCAACCAAGGGAAAAUAUGGCAAAAUCACCAAUGCAACCUUCAAUUAUUUUGUUCAGUGUUUCAGAGCUCUUAUGAAAGAACAAUAUGCUAGAAUUAUAGCAGAGCACAAUCUGGCAAAGGAAGCUCAUGAUUGCAUUGGAAAAAAGCUUACAUCGCAUGAAAAACUGACAGAUGAUCUUAUGCAUGAGAAUAUUGUGCUUGAACAACACAAAGACGGUACACUGAAAAUAUUACAACAGAUUGCUCAGGACAAGGCAGUGGUGGAACAGAAGAUCAAGGCUGUCUACCAGCAGUUACAGAAGAUCAAGAAGUUUAGAUCACUUCUUCCAGAAUAUCAAGUGGCACUAGAGAAAGCAGAGUACAAAUGUUCUGCACUAAUAGAAAACAUUAAACAACUAGUGCAAAAGAUGGAUAUAACAGCUUUAGGAGAAUUGCGUGCUAUGCAAAAGCCUGAUGUGGAUAUAGAAGAGCUGAUGGCUUCUGUCAUUAUAAUUCUAAAGUCUCCUAAUACUGAUCUGACGUGGGCAAAAGGAGCUAAGAGGCAGAUGGCCAAUAUUGAUCGCUUCCUGAAUGAGCUGAUGACUUUCCACCUUGCACAGUUGCCACAGUCUACACUAGAACUUCUGGAAACAAACAUAAGGAAAGUCCAAUUUACACCUGAAAACAUGGAGAAAAAGGCAGCCGGUAAUGUGGCAGCAGGGACUCUUAUGAGGUGGCUUCAAGGUGCAGUGCAGUAUUACAGAGUUUUAUCUUCUAAGGUAAAACCUUUAAAGAGCAAAGUAUCAGAAAUGACCAUUGCUUUAGAAGAAGCUGAACAACAAAUGACAAGUUUACAACAGAGAAAACAAGCACUGGUUUUAAGAUUGUCUGACCUGGGGAAAGGCUUUGAGGAAGCAACCAUGCAUAAAAACAAGCAACAACAAAAAACUAUUGAAAUAGCCCAAAAGUUGGAUCAAGCAGCAAAGAUAGCUCAGCUCCUUGAAGAGGAGAAGAAGAAAUAUGCCACUGUUGUAAACAUCCUUCCAGAUAGGCUGCUUGGCAUCCCUGGAAGUGCAGCCAUGGCAGCGGGAUUAGUGUCGUACCUUGGAGCUUAUGAACACCACUUUCGACAGCUAAUGCUAACAGCUGAAUGGCCUAAGGCUGUGAAAGAGAGAGGUUUCCCAUUGAUGAUAGACUCAAGUGACCCAAACAAAGGGUAUGUGAUUGAAUUCUCAGUUGUAUUCGCCUCUGAUUCUCCUGUGGAAAACCAGAAGAUCAAUCACAACACUGAUCAAAUAGAUGCAGCAGGAAAUUAUCAUUUUAAGGUCGAUAGUUGGUAUCCAGACCAAGGAGAAAUAACCUCAGAUAGAUUUAAUGACCAAUGUUCACCAAUCAUUACAGAAGAGCUGUAUAUGGACUUUAUAAAGGCCUUAAUAAUGAGAAUUGUAAAACCAGAAGACAUACAAACAUGGUCAGCGAAAGACUGGACUCCUCAGCAGAUGGAGAAUGCAGCGAUACUUUCAUUUUCUUUUCAGCGUCCUGUGUUGCUAGUAGAUCCUUGUUUUAAAGGGGAAGCAUGGGUUCAAGAUAUUCUUGGUACCUCUUGUGAAAAUGCAUUCUCUUCUUUAAACCUACAGGCAAGGCAAGACAGCAGUAUCCUGGCGCCAAUUGAAAAGACCAUUUUGUCUGGUGGACCACUGAUUCUAAACAACUACAGCAAUAAAUGGGACGACUUAUUAAUGCCACUCAUUGAUCACUGUUGUGCUGCUCAAAACAGAAUUAGCCAACAAGGUUCCUCUUCCAUCAUCUCUUUCAAUGGACAUAGACUUCUCUGCACUGAUAACUUCAAGCUGUACUUGGCAGCCUAUGAGUUGGAACCCUGUUUCAACACUGAAAUCUUUUCGGGGACAACCAUUGUUAAUUACAGUUUUUCUGAUGGAAGUCUGCUAGAGCUGCUAAUGAGGAAAGCUUUUGCAAUAGUCCAUCCAGAUCUAUAUAAGCAGUUAAUGGAAAUGGCAAAUCUAAUUUUAAAACAUCAGCAAGGUUUGAAACAACUGGAAAAGAAAAAUAGAGAAUGUUUAAUUUCUUCAGAACUGAGCAACGUUUACGACGAUGUCAACAUUAUUACAAUGUCCGAGGAAAAGAAAAAAAUUUCAUUAGCGCUUGAGAUGGCUAAAGCACAAUUGAGUGACUUGCUGCAAGUGAGGGAAGGACUGUACCCCUUGGCACAGCGAGGAGCUCUAUUUUAUUCCAUCUUAAAGUCUCUGCGAUGUCUUGCUGAUGAAUAUGACUUUACCUUAGAGUUCUUCCUGAACCUCUUUGACCAUGCCAUUGAAACAAAAAGUGACCUACAAGAUUUUAUUCAGAUGACUAGUGAGGACUCUGUGCCGGCUUCUCUUCAUUUGAGUGAUGAAGUUGACCAGCAGUUACAUCACAGUAUGACAGAUGAUCAAGAAGUGAAAGAAAAUGGAGGUGCUGUGCCAGCUCACCAUGGCCAAGAGCCCAUCACUCCUGCUGAACCACACAACUGUAGCCUGUCUCCCAAUGGCAUGAGGAAGAUAUUAGAUAAGUUAUCUCAGGCAGUAUACCAAGUCAUGAUACAGAGCCUACUUCCCGAGCACAGCACGCAGGCCUGCGCCCUCCUGCUCCUCUGCACACAGCACAUGGAGGAUAAGUAUAGCAUUACAGAGGAGGAACUUGCCUUUUUUGCAAAAGGCAGCUGUGGAUUCAAUACAAUAAAAUUGGAGACAUUUAACUCCAACGUAAGUGCACCACCAUGGCUGCCUCACGAAAGAUGGGAAGAACUAAUGACUUUGUCAUCCAUAUCAGUCCACCUGAAAGAAUUAUGUGUUCAGAUAGCAGAAAAUCCUUCUGAGUGGAAUAAAUGGUACAACUCAGAUUAUCCAGAUGUUCCAAAUUCAGAUGGCUCAGGAAAUAAAGAAGAUGCAGGUGAAGGUGUUGUUCAGCUUCCUGCAUGUGGUGAGAUAGGAUGUCAAUUGGAUGACUUCCACCGCUUACUGGUGGUUCGUGCAGCACGUCCAGACCGCUUUCCUAGUGCUUUAUGUCGAUGUGUGCAAAGAUUGUCCAGUGACCUGGAACUCCGCAAUCUCCCCCUCGGCAUUUAUAACAUAGCAGCACUGGAGCCUGAUAUCUUUGGUGUUUUAGUUGUUGAACCGUCUAGCAGGACACCUUCAUAUGGUGAUGCAAUCUUGAGCCAUAAAGCCAAAUUAACAAUAAUCCGUGCAGCAAAGGAUAAAAUGAUACCAUUGUUAAUUGUGAGCAUAAAGAGUGACAAUGAAGAAGAGGUAAAGGUAGCACUAAAUGACACAAUGAAUCAGAAUGGCUGGCUUAUCAUAGAAAAUCUACAUCUGGCAUCAAAGACCAUGCUAAAGAAUCUGCACACGUGCCUGCGCUAUGCUGCAAAGAUGCGAGUGUCUCAGAAAGAGGAAAGACAAUUCUGUGUGUGGCUGACUUCUGAACUUGGAACAUCUAUUCCUCAGGAAUUCCUAGCACAUCUUAAAAAGGUAUCCUGGCAUUUCCUAAUGUUGAAUCAGAUAAACAGAAAAACAUAUUUGAGUGAUGUGUUGUAUACUGAUUCUCUGCCACGACUGCUGAAUUCAGCAAUCAUAUCAGCACUGGGCCAGAUGGAAGAAGAGAUAUUUGCAAAUGUGAGGUCAAGUCCCAUCUCGAUUCUAAGACUUUGCUUUGGAAUUUGUGUAUUACACGGAGUUCUGCAGACACAGUGGAUAUUUCCCAACACUGGUUUGAAUCACCUUCUAUAUCUGGGGCCUAAACAGCUUACACAGAGCCUCAAUGCAGUCUUGACGGCUUAUGAUAAAAUUAAAAGCUGUGAUAACAACUUUACUGGAGCCGUGGUUGAAGCAAUAAACGCCAUAUAUUCUUGUCUUACACUAACGGUAGAGGAUAGAGCUUACAUUCAAGCCAUUGUGCAUGAGACUAUUUCAUGCAGCCUACAGCAACCAGAAUAUCUUACCAUCAACCACCUCAGCUUUCCCAUUCCGCCUGCUGAUGUGGACCCUGCACAGUAUUCCAGCUGGUUUAUUGACCACCUGCCUGCAAAUGUUUCAUGCAAAGAAUUACUUUUGUCCACAGCAACGGAGAGAGCUGCUGCGGAGACAUAUGCUUCAAAAUGUUUGCAGGCCCUGUCAGCAGUGUAUGAUGCAAUGAGUAGUUCUCUGCCUCUGACCAACCCUGAAGAUCAGAAUUCUGUAGUAGAGCUUAGUGACUUGCGUGCGAUCUGUGAUACAGUGUUAGAGCGACUUCCUCCAGUGAUACAGAUUGAUGUUCUACAUCCAUCUUUGAAAAUGAUUUUCUUGACUGAUAAUGGGACUGGAGAAGAUCAUAUUAGUAAACACAUUCUUUUACAGGAGUGCAAGUGGAUGAACACAAACCUUAAACAUAUUAGAAACAGUGUUUCUAUGUUAUUGAAUUGUUUGCUGGGAGGUGUGACUGCAAUACCAGAAGAUCUGAGAAAUGUUGCAGAGACCUUACAGAAUGCAGUGGUACCCAAAUCUUGGCUCCCCUCACACAGAUGCCAUACAUCACAUAAUAUUAUUUCCUGGCUGGAAGGUCUUCAUAUGAAGCACAAACAGUUAAAUAUGUGGGUGAAGAAAGGCUUAAUACCAUUUUCCAAGUCUGAAAAGGAGGCCCUGACCUCCAUAAGCCUUGGGAGACUGGUUAACCCUGAGGCCUUGUUGCUGGCACUGAGAGUGGAGUUUGCAGCUCAUCAUGGAUAUUUAUUGCAUGAGGUUGGACUCCAGUGUCACAUAGCAGAAUACCCUGACUACAGACCUGACAGUGAGAUGUAUACACUGUGCCUCCAGGACCUCGUCUUACAGGGUGCAGCAUGGGAUUUCAAAAAUAAUCACCUGAAAGAAUCAAGGGAAACAAUGCAUCCGUUACAAUUUGUCUUCAUAACUCCUAUACUUCUUGGGCAUAUGAAACCCAGUGAGGAUGACACUAAGAUAUAUGAGUGUCCUAUGUACAUAGACUACACAAUGCAGCAUUGCGUGAUGAGACUCCCGCUUCUGGGCACAAAACCUGUAAGCCAGUGGCACCUUAGGAGAGUGGCUAUUAUCCUAAAUCCAGACAUUGAUGUCACCACAUCUGGAAGAGCUGUACCAACAAUGAAACAAAUCAGGAGAAACAUUCCAGUAAUAAACCCACUGACAAAGGUAGAUAAUUCAUCACAUUCCAGGAUUUUCUACAAAACAAGCGAUGAUCAGGAUUAUCUAUCAGUACAGGUCCAUGCACAGGAGACUUCUAGAAUAAAUGAUGUUCAAAAACAUCCUACAGAAAGUGUACAAUCUCAUAUUUUGCUAGUAGAGGGAGGAAGUGAGCCUACACUUCAGAAAAACUCAACCACUGACGUGGUUACUGAGACCAACAAUCAAGGUGAUGCGUUCAUCAGAGGAGAUGGCAACAAUGAGAAUCUGACUGUAUCUGUGGCUGAUGAAAAAGAAGUUAGCCAGGAACUGGAAGCAGGGUUGUCAGAAGGAACAGGUAUUAUUGCAUUUCAGUCUGACCGAGCUACAGAGACUAAUAAUGAAGCAUUCAUUAAAGAAGACUUAAGGGAGCAUAUAAGGAAUUCUGAUUAUGAGCAUUCUGAUAAUGAGCAUGACCAUGGCUAUAACAAGAGCAUCUUUGACGAGUCUGGAAACAAAGGAGAGUUUGAUAAUUGGCAAGAAACCUUUAAUGAAGAUCUUCCUGGCAAUAAUGAAAAUCAAGAUGGUAACAAUCAUGGACAGGACAGGGCAGACUAUAAUGAAGAUGACUUUCGUAACAGAAACGAUAGUUCAUAUGUUCAUGCAGGUGAUGACAUCCCUGGAGACACUAGGGGGCAUAUUAACCGCAAGGAAGCUGAAGAAUCCUGUGGAGAAUCAGAGAGCCCUGGCACUGGUUCAGAGUCAUAGCACCAAGGGCAGAAGGCUCAAGGAAAGUGUACGGGAUUCAGUGACUACUGUUUAUCUUAUCAGACACAUGACAACAUUGAGUAUAAGGAGUUUUCACAAGGCUCAUAAUGUCAUAUGAAAGAUGUUUGUCAAAAGGAAAAUCUGCAUUACCCAAUAGCAAUUUGUCAAUGUGUGAAUAUGACAUACUUAAUAUAAAUUCAUAAUAUGUAUCAGUACAAGUAUGUCAUAAGAUAUUUUGGUUUACUUUUCUAUUGCAUAUUAUGGUGGCUUAUAAAAUAAAUAUUGGUGGAUGAACA